Molecule: messenger RNA, 1541 nt
Organism: Cladocopium goreaui
Lineage: Eukaryota; Dinophyceae; Suessiales; Symbiodiniaceae
Source: the annotation of a GenBank genome assembly
GUCGAAGGCAGCAUACAAGGCUAUCGGCAUCUUUUUGGAGUGAGUCUGCAACUGCCUUUGAGGUUUCCCCUUGGGACGCCACAGCUGCCGCCGCCGUCGCCGCCGUCGCCGCCAUCGCCGUGGCCGUGCGGACGCCGCGGUGUCGCGGUGACGGCGUUUCGACGGCGGUGCGGCCGCCCGCAGGGCCUGGCAUCGUGGAGUUGCUGUCGCAGCUUCGAAACGCCUUCGACACGCAAGAGACCUGGGUCAAGGAACAUGGGAAGAUUUUCGAGACAUGGACACCCUUAGCCAAUGUGGUGUGCUUGUCCGACCCUGCAGCCAGCCGCUACAUCGCUGUGAAGCAGGGGAACAACUAUCGGGAUCCAUGUGCCUAUGGUAGGGACCUGCAACUCUCCGAGCGCAUCGAAGAUGCCCUGGGUCCUGGGAGCAGUUUUCCAAGCUUCGAGGCUUGGCGCUGGAGGAAGCAAUCCUUGCAGGGCGAGCUCAGUUUCCAACGACUGCUGAGGUCUCCGGAGCUCCUCAGAGCUUUGGUAGACCUGGGUGAAGAAAUGUGCCAGACCCUGGACGCAGCUGCGGCGACUGGAAGCAUCGUGCGAAUGAACCAAGCCUUCUCACGGGCCACGGCAGGGGCUGUGUUUCAGCUACUCUUCGGGCGGAGACUGGAGUUUGAUUCCCUGAAGCUUGAAGAGAGCACACAGGAAGUCAUGGAAUGCUUGGAAGGGUUGCUGAUGCCCCUUCACUUGCCUGGUCAGAAAGACGCGCUCCUGGCAAAGCGAAGCCACGCCCAUAGCAUCAUUGAUGCAGUGGUGGAACCAGAGCUGGAACAGCUUCUGGAGGAGGUUCGUUCGGGUCAACGAGCCCCAGAUCGUGCGCCAGCUCUUUUGGAGGCCAUGCUACUAAAGGAGCCACGCUGGCAAGGGGUUGGCCUUGAGAAUCUCUUGGCUGAGGUUCGGAACUUUGUGAAUGCAGGCUACGAAAUUCAGGCAUUUUCCCUUUCCUUCACCGUGGGCUUCCUGGCGGAGCCGCGCCAUAGGCGCUGGGCGGAGACCGCCCGGCACGAAGCGGUCUCAAUCAUGGAGUCGGGUUUCGAGAGCAAGAGCCUGUUGUCCAAGACGGAGUCUAUGCAAGACAUUUUCAACGAGGCAUUGCGUUUGCUGCCCCCAACACCAACGCUGACUGGAGUCGCAUAUGAUGACUUUGAGGUUGCCCUGGACGGCAGGAACUACCUCAUCAGCAAGGACACCACCCUGAACUUCCAGGUCCUGGCUGGACAGAGAUCCUCGGACUUUGGACGCUGCCCAUUGCACUUUGAUCCUUCACGCUGGCAAGGACUGAAGUCCUCAAAGUUGAUGACCUACAACUUCGGUGCUCAUAGCUGUCCUGGAAGAGACAUGUCCUCUUUGGAAGCCAGGGUUUGGCUCCCCAUGCUGCUCUCCCGCUUUCGCUUUGAGCUCGUCGAUGUCGAAAACAUGGAAGUAGACUCGAUGGGUUUGCACUUGAAGCCCAAAGAUGGCUUGAAGUUGCGCGUCUUUAGAAUCUGA